CCCAACUCGUCAUUGAUCACUCCGGCCGCCAACGCCAUUGAACAACCGUCGAUAUUUUACAUUUUUCCUCCCCAUAGACUCUGCCGGGGGCGAACUUUCUCUGGGAAAGAUGCUUUCGCAGUCAGCUUUGUCAAUGCUGCUGGACCUACUGGUCUCCAUCAGCCUCGGCCAACACACUGGAAAAGGAUCGACGCUCAAUCUCAAGGAAAUUGUUGUCGGCCGGUGUUGGGACUACCAACGAGUGAUAGGGAUGGAGCCUGGCAGACCCCACAACCCUGUGGACUGUGCUAAAGCUUGGGCAGUCUUCACGGACGCCUUUGCCCACAAGGACCCUUGUGAAACGCCACCGGACGCUUUCAGUCAGUUUGCACACAUGAUGACAGUGAGCCUUCCAAAAGAUGGCACCAUGUUCUGGUCUGGCACCAAAGAUGUUGCCUUGACAAUCUCUAGCCUGUCUCAUGGCUCCAACUUCUCGCUGGAGAAUACCUUGCUUGGGUACACCGUCAACGGGCUGACGUGGUGCGGUAAAGAAACAGUCAACGGGGACGGUAUCAACUACGAUAACUGCCCAUCAUUUGACGACCCAAACUGCAGGAGCUCCGUGUCUUCGGUGUUCUGGACGGAAGCGUCUAAGACGUUUGCAAUGCAAGCUACAGGGUCCGUUGAUGUCUUUUUAAAUGGAAGCGACCCAAGGGGAGCUUUUCGGGAAAACAGCUUUUUCGCGACCGUGGAGCUGCCCAACUUAAACACUGCUUUGGUCAACCGAGUUAACAUCAUCGUUAUCCACAACCUGUAUGGGCCAGUUAUAGAUACCUGCGGGACGGGGACCAUUUUGACCCUACAGAGCCGUAUUGAAGACCGAGGAAUGGACUGGUCGUGCGACGAUGACCCAGAGGAAACCAAAAUCAUCCAGUGCCUCCAGUAUCCUCACUCCUACGAAUGUGAACUCGGAAAUCAAAAUUAGGUGUUUCGAUCGUCUACCCGCUGCACUUUGCCAGACGGUAGUAAGGGCUAAUCUUUUUGUCACAAAAUUCGCUUAUCAGAAUUUUUCAAUUGCACGUACGUGCCACUCGCCCUGCUCACAGGGAAGUUCGACACCUUAUACAAACUAUGCCAUUCAUCAGGGAGUCCAAGAAAUUGUAUCGCUAAAAAGAUUAGACCUGACAAGCGCACUGCAUGCGAUGAUGGGCGGGAGCAACCGAAGUAUACGUGAAUAUAACCUCACUCCUUAAGUUGGGUUUCGGUACUCUUCUUCGGUGACCUUUAUGAAUAACCUUAUUUAGUUAUUGUGCUGGCCCAGAGUAUAUGCUUAAUUACACGUUGAUGUAAGCAAUAAAGCAUAAGGCUAACGGUUACUGUGUAUGCACGAAUAACUCAGACAUGCAGUUUGGCCUUUGCCAUUGGUCUACAGCCCAGCAUCAGGGUAGUUAUUGAUGAAAUAUGAAACUGCAAAUUGCAAACAUUUUCUGGCUGGAGAACAAAUUUGUGACGUGAAUGGGGGGAAAGGGGGUUAUGGGACGGAUGACUAGCUCGACCAUGAAAAUUUGAAAAACGAAGGGGGGGGGCGACACCAGCUGACACUAGAGGGCGACGUUCAUGAUACAGAUGUACACCUGUGUAUUACACACUUGCAGAACUGUAGAUCAAAACUGAACGUUCACGUUUUAAAAUUGGUCUCCUUUUAAAUGGUCUCCUGAGUGCUAUUGAUCCAUGUAGACACAGUAACAAGUUGGUCGAAAUUGAACAAACAUUGUGGGCCACUGUAGACAGCUUCCAACUUUUUUUGUUUUGUCCAUGUAAUUUAUCAUUCCAUUUUGAGGGAUUUCAGCGGUCGCUUGGUAUGGUAAUCAGUAGGGAAUGAUUCAUAUUAUCCCUUAUGUUUAUGUUAAAAGAUUGAAACAUUAUUCUCUUUAUGUAAUUGCCUGAUAAUAUUCACAUUAGCCUUGAUUUAUGUAAUUAGUCCCGGUUUUGUUCCUUAAAAGAAGAUACAGUAUUUCAAUUUUGCUCCAGGCGCAUAUUGUAGUUCUAACAUUUUUAAAAAUGUUUUUGGACCACCAAAUGCCAGUUUUCAUACAUAUCUAUAAGUCAAGGAUAUGAUUUUUUUCAAGUUGGGGUUGAAUAAGCUUAUGGUCUGAAUAUAAUCGUCUUACAUAAAUACACACACAUGCAUUAUUGCACGGGUAUGCACGUGCAUACGUCAAAAAUCAUGCAUUGAUUUUUCGUGUCAGUUUAAAAUUCUGGUAUUUUUACGUAUUCAAUGGGUUGUGUGACAAUGGAACAAUAUUUUCGGGCACAAAAACGGUCCCUUUGGAAAUUCUUAUAUAUUUUCCCUCUAUUUGAAUGCAAACUGAUGCUUGUUAUUAAUUUAGACUAAUAAUUUAAGUUAGACAUGCUAGCUUUUCCUCUCAUAGUAUGUACUGCAUGCGUUAUUCAUUUUUCAGUCGGAUUUCUAUCAUUCAGGAGUGUAUCAGGUUUUAGGGUCUGAUGGGCAUUUCUAUCCGGAAAAACGGUUCUAAUUUUCCCCUCCCAUGUGCAUGGUGUGGGAGGUUGAUAGAACUGGCCACACUCCCUGAAUAAAAAGGAACAGAAAUAAAACAGUUUGAAGUUUCUGUGGCUGAAAUUUGGA
This is a messenger RNA of Acanthaster planci (crown-of-thorns starfish), 2626 nucleotides long. Its product is annotated as ADP-ribosyl cyclase/cyclic ADP-ribose hydrolase 2-like. The record is from RefSeq and is a predicted model, not a curated record. Gene Ontology annotation, biological process: positive regulation of B cell proliferation. Gene Ontology annotation, cellular component: plasma membrane. NCBI's taxonomy places the organism in Eukaryota, Metazoa, Echinodermata, Asteroidea, Valvatida, Acanthasteridae. Gene Ontology annotation, molecular function: NAD+ nucleosidase activity, cyclic ADP-ribose generating; phosphorus-oxygen lyase activity.